Haplochromis burtoni (Burton's mouthbrooder) is the source of this 4357-nucleotide messenger RNA. RefSeq names its product oculocutaneous albinism II (gene oca2). Gene Ontology annotation, biological process: melanin biosynthetic process; melanocyte differentiation; transmembrane transport. The record is from RefSeq and is a predicted model, not a curated record. The transcript has 24 exons. Gene Ontology annotation, cellular component: melanosome membrane. Lineage: Eukaryota; Metazoa; Chordata; Actinopteri; Cichliformes; Cichlidae. Bases 125 to 2656 code for a protein of 843 amino acids.
UCCGCUUUCUUUGGCUCAACAUCAGCAUCAACUGAGCACUGCCAUCCUCCUCCUCAUCAUCAUCAUCCUGUUUGUCUUAGUCCUCGUCCUCGUUCUCUGUCUUCAUUCAUCAAGCAGUCUCACCAUGUAUCUGGAGAACAAAACCAGCCUGGAGAUUGAAAUGUCUCAGACGGCAUCCCAAGGCCACCAGGGCAGGAGCAGCCUCAGGUCACCGAAGGCGGUGGCAGGGAACUUCGGGGAACUAUGUCUGCUGGAGGGCAUCUCGGAGAGGCUAGACACCCAGAAGCUGCAGCAGUCUGCAGGACAAUGCGUCAUCCACACUGAGGGCUUCGUCCCCAUUCGACAAGAGGACGGUUUCAGGAAAAAUUUCAGUGCUGUCAACAUCCUCAGAGGAAAAACUAACUCAGCCAACCUCACAGAGAGGUCGCCUCUGCUGCGAUUCUCUCAAGAUGACAGCAUAACCUACAUGACCCUACAUGACCCCAGCUUUGUUGGAGGGGAGGAGCCCUGGAACAACGGCUCCCUGGAUGUGGAGAGGCGGUACCGGCUGGGCAGCGAGGUCACCAGCCUGUCGCUAUCGCACUCCAGCUCCUCGGAGAAGUACGACCCUCUGGAAAACCUCAACCUCAGCUUCAGGUUCACAAGCAAUGUGAAAUGCUGCUUCAAAGUCUCCAAAACUGCCACCAUCUUUGCAUUUGUUGUUCUCUGCAGUCUGUUCUUCAGCAUGUAUCCUGAUCGAGACAACCCCUGGAGGAUGCUGGCAGUCUCUCCCACAGAGAGUUUCUCAAUGAAUGUGACUGAUUUUCGGGACAAUGCUUUACUGAAGCUACAGGUGGCUGGGCCUUUUGCAGGGGGGAUGAUAGAUUUGACCACUCAGGAGUACAUCCUCAUUCAGGUAGAGCAGACCGAGCAGCCAGGACAGCGGCGGAGGAGGACUCAGCAGGUGACUCAUAACUGGACCAUCCCUCUACAUGCAGAAAGAAGCGACCAGAUAGUGGAAACAAAAACCUUUGAGAUGCUCAACAGUGAUCCCAUCGCCAUCACAAUUCAGGCGUUCCUGCAGGAUAACGAGGUGGUGCCGCUAUCCAUGACCCACCAGCCGCUUUACGUCAGCGUGGAGACACAGGUGGCCAUCGCUGGAAUCAUCCUAGCUGGGGUCUAUGUUCUCAUCAUCUUUGAGAUUGUGCACCGCACCCUGGCUGCCAUGCUGGGAUCUUUAGCAGCCUUAGCUGCUCUGUCUAUCAUCGGGAAUAGACCCAGCCUUGUCACAGUGGUGGAGUGGAUCGACUAUGAGACGCUGGCUCUUCUGUUUGGCAUGAUGGUGCUGGUGGCCAUUUUCUCAGAGACUGGCUUCUUCGAUUACUGUGCAGUGAAGGCUUACCAGUUAGCCAGAGGAAAAGUGUGGCCCAUGAUCAUCAUCCUUUGUCUCAUUGCUGCCAUUUUAUCUGCUUUUCUGGACAACGUGACCACUAUGAUGCUUUUUACUCCCGUCACCAUAAGGUUGUGUGAGGUGCUUAAUCUAGACCCCAGACAUGUCCUGAUUGCAGAAGUAAUCUUCACCAACAUUGGAGGGGCCGCCACAGCUGUCGGAGAUCCGCCCAAUGUGAUUAUAGUAUCAAAUCAGGACCUGCGCAGAGAAGGGAUUGAUUUUGCCAGUUUCACAGGCUACAUGUUCCUCGGAAUAUGCCUCGUCCUUUUUACCUCAUUUCCUUUCCUGCGGAUGCUCUACUGGAACAAAAAACUUUACAACAAAGAGUCCAUUGAAAUAGUUGAACUCAAGCAUGAGAUCCUGGUUUGGAGGCAAACGGCUCAGCGCAUAAACCCCGCCAGCCGAGAGGAGACAGCUGUGAAAUGUCUUUUAAUGCAAAAAGUCCUCAACCUGGAGAGUCUGCUGCGAAACAUGAUGAAGACCUUCCAAAGACAAAUUUCUCAGGAAGAUAAGAACUGGGAGCAAAACAUCCAAGAACUGCAGAAGAAGCACAGAAUUACUGACAAAGUUCUGCUGGUGAAGUGUGUGUCCGUCCUUGGCGUUGUGAUCUUCAUGUUCUUUCUCAACUCCUUCAUUCCCAGCAUUCAUCUCGAUCUUGGUUGGAUCGCUAUCUUGGGUGCGCUCUGGCUUUUGGUUCUGGCUGACAUUCAGGAUUUUGAGAUCAUCUUGCACCGAGUGGAGUGGGCCACGCUGCUGUUUUUUGCCGGCCUCUUCGUUUUGAUGGAGGCUUUAGCCCAGCUGCAGCUUAUUGACUAUAUCGGAGAACAGACAGCACUGCUUAUAAAAGCGGUGCCAGAAGACCAGCGCUUGGCUAUAGCCAUUAUCUUGGUGAUGUGGGUCUCGGCUCUGGCUUCUUCUCUCAUUGACAACAUUCCCUUCACUGCCACCAUGAUUCCUGUUCUCAUCAACCUGAGUCAGGAUGCAGAUGUGAACCUGCCAGUUAAACCGCUCAUCUUUGCUUUGGCUAUGGGAGCCUGUCUGGGUGGAAAUGGCACAUUGAUAGGAGCAUCAGCCAACGUUGUGUGUGCAGGCAUCGCUGAGCAACAUGGAUAUGGCUUUUCCUUCAUGGAGUUCUUCAAGCUGGGAUUCCCCAUGAUGAUAAUGACAUGCAUGAUCGGCAUGUGCUACCUGCUGGCCACGCACAUCGGACUGGGAUGGAACAUGUGAACUGUACCUGCUGCACAGAAAUCCAAAGAAACUGUGUGACCACUCCUCCAAGAGUCUGAGUUCACUGUAACGUGAUGUGUAACCUGACUGCUCAGUUUACCGGCAUUAUAUGAAGCAUUGCAGCCAUAUUUUUCAAAGCACGGAAAAGUGGUGUCUUUGAGUAAAGUGUAGACCAUCAGGGACCAGAUUUAUCUGAGCUUUGACCAAAAUGCAAGAAAUUUCUGAAACAAAAAUGUCACCAGUCCAUUAUGGUGUACAUGGUGCUAUGGCUUCACAGGGUAAAAUAACUAGUGUAAGCAUUUGAAGGUGUGCUCGCUGAUGUCAGACUGUCCGUUCUUUUGGAAACAGACAAAAAAGAAACAAAAAAAGAAAAAGUGGCCUGUUUAGAAAACCAAUCACGAACAUUACACCAGUGGUUUACCAAACUUCUGUUUAUAUUUACAACAAGAUCCAGUGAAAGGGAUUUUCUAAUGGUUUGUGUCAAAGGCAGCAUCAAUUUAACUGCAAAGAACCGAUGAGACAAGAAAGCAGUUGUAGACUGUGGUCGAAGCAUUGUAUACCACCUAGUGGAUUGUGUACAUGUAAGCUCACUGAUUUAUUUCAGCAAUCAUAUUCAUCAUGUAAAUGCUCUCAAUGCACUGAACAGCAUCUUCUUACUUUAUCUGUUUUUCUGUAUGCAUUGUACAGCCCAACAUCCUGAACAGCCAAAAGGAGAACGAAAAAAUAAAUCGAGGAAUAAAUUUGCGUGUAAGAAUUUAUAUUUAUUACAGAUGCUCAUCAGGGAAACACAGACUUUAGACACUAUUGAAAAACUUUAGACUCGUCUAUUCUGCAGCCAGAGGUCAAAAGACCUUCCAGGAAUGGUGAUGCUAUUUUCCAGAGGAUUGACUGUUGAUCCCUAAUCUGGAACCUAACCAGCUCCAAAAGGUACUAUGGCGAUAUAGUCUGGUAAGUGAACCACCUACUUAGCAGAGUAAACCCUGAAGUUCCUUGGAUAAGCCCAAAACCUGCACAAGCCAGUGUACUCCUAGUGUCGGUCCCAAGCCCAGAUAAAUGGGAUCCGGGACAGAAUCUUUGCCAAGUCAAACGUGCAGCUCAUGAAGAAUGUGAUUCCCUAAUCAAUCGUUGGUUGAUCAGGGUGCCACCGCAAACUGCUACUGUUUGCUGAACACAAAGAGGAGAGGGUGAAGAUUCGUGGAUGUAGUUAAGAGAACAUGCAGAUGAUUGGUGUGACAGAGGAGGAUGCUAGGGAUAGGGUGAGAUAGAAGCAGAUGCUCAGAUGUGCAGAUGUGGCGACACCUGAAAAGAAGCAGCUGAAUGAAGAAGAGGAAGGGUUUUGGUACAGUAGAAAACAAACUGCGUUUCUUGUUUCUGUGUGGGAAAUGCUUUCUGGCUCUUCAGUUAGACCGACUCUCUCGAGCUACAUUCACAGCUCUACUUUCACCGUUUACCAGCAGUGAGAGAGUAAAACUGACUCUUGUUUUUCCUUUAAUGAGUCAGGCUCCGGGCCAGCAAAACUCCAGCAGCACAGAUCAAUGUACAGCAUGCAGUUCCUGUAGGACUGCUGUUCCAUAUUAACACUUUUUACUCCCAGGGGAACGUGAAGUGGGGGACACCUCAGCUGGUUAGAGUCACUGGAAAUAUGUAGCAUCCACUUUGUUGCCCCUGUCGAACUGUGCUCAGGAUCACGGGUAGUUAAUU